AUGACUCUGAUGCAGACGACACACAGUACUCUCUUAGCUAACAUUGACAAGAUCCAAAGACAUGCAGGACCAGAUGCUCCGGACGUUCAAGAAGAUCAUUACAGGAGCCCCUUACCUUCAAGAACUCGUAAGAGCUUAGAUGCUGGGAUACAGACCCUGGGUGAAGGUUUAGAACUGUGGCGCGGAUACUUCCAGAGUGUUCACCCUACCAUUGGAAAGAACAUUGAUGUGUCGACAGCGGUCAUAUUCAAGCAGGGUAGCUUUCAGACCGCCGCUCUUGCUGUUCUCAAGCAGAACAAUGUUCGUGCACUGGACCUCUGCCCAGAUUUGCCGCAGUUCAGGCAGUUGAAGAACUUCUUCAAGGGCAUUUCUGUCACGCUCAUCCACCGGCUGGCAGAUUUGCCGCAGUUCAGGCAGUUGAAGAACUUCUUCAAGGGCAUUUCUGUCACGCUCAUCCACCAGCCAGGCCUCAAAAAGAUUUGA
Molecule: messenger RNA, 483 nt
Organism: Suillus plorans
Lineage: Eukaryota; Fungi; Basidiomycota; Agaricomycetes; Boletales; Suillaceae
Exons: 5
Coding region: 1-483 (160 amino acids)
Source: RefSeq, a predicted model, not a curated record